UCCACUUCCAUUCGAACUUGAACCACAAAUUUGAAUACCGCACUCCAAGUUAAGUGAGUUUCAGGUUCGAUUAAUCGCCUUAAUUAAAUAGUUCCAACAUUUGCCGGGUGCAUAAUUUAGAACACAAAUUUCCUGAUCUAUUCCUUAUGUAUUUUUGACUCACUGCUACUUGGCAUUUAUAAAAAUGCUAUUUACGCUCAUAAGCGUUGCAAUUUGUGAGUGAUCUGCGAUGUUUAAUAAUAGAAUACAAUCCACUUGUGACCCUCACCUAAUUCAUUUCGAUAUCGUGUCUAUUAUUUCGCCAAAUAGAAAAAAAAAAAAACUAGAAUGAUGGGAAAAAAGUUGAGACGAGUACAUUCAUUUCCUUCAAACAGGAAUUCCGGAUAACCGAAAACUGGGUCUACACUUCACCAAGAGUCGCGAAGUGAGUGAAAUUUUAGAAGGAUUGAUAUCUCGGUUUUGGUCAUUUAUCCUCGUGGUUGUAAAUUCGCCAAGUAUUUUCUGCAAAAUUUAGUUUCUCUUGCUAUUUGUAUGUCAAGGUGGAUAGAAAAAUGUCGUGAACUUUUAUAAAACUUGAGUAUCGAUUAUCAAUAUUGCUUAGCAAAUGUUUUUCCAUGAAAUUGUUUUUCUACAUUUCUAUUUCGGUAUACGGAAAAUCGAACAUGUUAAACUCAACAAGGAUGAAAAGUGACAACGACGAAGUUUUUCCUCCAUGACACGGAACGUCGUAACCUCAAAAAUUACGACUUGCAAUAGAUCGAUUGGAGAAAAGCUUUUUAGAAAAUUGUAAAAACGACCACGUCGCCGUUGACCGUUCAGUCAAGAACGGAAAACUGACUUGAAUGUACGCCGCGAAAAUGUAUAUCAUCUGGCUAUUUUGUCUGUUGGCAUAUUUCGGCUCACCCCGAAACUUCGUCGAAUCUACUCGGUGGGUGGACGAUUUGGUGUCGCAAAUUGUCGAAAAUUUGGAAUUUCGUCAAGUGAAGAUAAUGACGCGACUCGAUGAUAACGCUAUCAUCGAGAACCCCCUGUUCGACGAACUUUGUGAGAAGUUAACGCAAAAUUUGCCCACAUUGAGAAUCAAUUUCGGGGAAAAUUUCGAGUUCCCUGUCAAUUCUGUGUCCGACGAAACGGUGCAAGCGAGGACUCCCAUCGACACUUCGGCCACUCUGUUUCUUCUUGUGAUCGAGUCUCGUAACAGCUUGCCUAUCACAACGACGAAAAAAAAUUUCAUCAAUGCCGUUGCCGAAAUGGCGUCUUAUCACUACGAUCCGAAAUAUCUCAUGAUAUCUUUUGUUCCGGAGAAAAGUAACAGCUUCGAGGAACUGUUGCUUUACGCUUGGGCCAAAAAAAUGCUGGAUUUUACUAUUAUUGAGUUGGUUCAACCGGAACUCCCGAGACGUUCCAUUCUCGUCGAAAGUUCAGUCGCUUCGCCGAUGAUGUAUCAGCUCAACUUCUUUAAAAAGGAAUACGUGAGAAAGGUCAUGACAGGUAUCGAUGACCUGUUUCCCAGUAAAGUUGACAAUUUAUGGGGCCACCGCUUAAGGAUACGAAUAGGCUCGGCAAUGCCAUCGAUUCUGCUUGACGUUAAUAUGUACGUAACUAGCAUAUUUGCUAAAAAAUUGGGAAGUUCCAGAACUUAUAUUCCCCGAGGUCCAUCCAAUGCUUCAGACGUCUGGCGCUCCAUGUAUAUCAACAUGGAAGAAGAAAAUUUUGAUCUUCAAGGUGAACCGGAGCCUUAUUUCUUGUCAAACGGUUGGAAUCAUACACUGAAAACUGUACCAACAAUAUUACACGAUGCAUUCUGUGCUGUCGUGCCGAUCAAACGAAUAUCUAAGAGAUCCGUCUCGGCGAAUGUCAUCGCCGCUUACAUUCUGAGUUUCAGUAUUAUUCUGAUUUUCUGGUUGUUCAUGAAACUACUCUCAUUCCAAACAUAUCCCUGGCGGAUGUUCAACAUCGGACGAGUACUUUUUGGUAUCUCGAUCGCCCAACAACCUCGUGGUAAUGUCGAACGAAUUAUUUUCACUUGCUUGCUCGCUAUAUUUGCGAUGUAUUCAUCCACGAUCUAUGCCUCCAUAACGGACAUAACUAUGGAGACGGAAGACGAAGUGGAAUUUAAAUCCUUGGCUGACCUUGACAGUUGAGGAUUGACGGCGUAUGUGCAAGAUAUCGAUGCUGAACGAACUACCAGUCUGUUCAACGGUCCGUUAAAAAAAUUGGGGAGAAAAAAAGAAGUGUCUUUGAACAAUGUGGUUUGUCUUCAUCAAUUGUUUUUUUAUAACGAUACCGUUUGCUUCAUAUCUAAGAUGAUUUCAGAGGUUGAACUUCUAAAAUUGAAAGGUGAUGGACGCCCUACCAUGGAAUACUUCGAUCCAUGUUUUUGGAGCGACAGUUACGCUUUAACCGUGGGUAAAAGAUCACCAUAUCGUCCGAUCUUCGAUAAAAUAAUUAUGCGACUCCACAGCACUGGACUUAUCGCACGCUUUUUAUCCCAUAAUCGCUCGAAUCGCAAAGAAGCCUCUGGUCUCAUUACAAAAGAUUUGCUAAACACGGAUGUUCUUCGUGUGCAGUUAAUGGCCAUCGGCGUAGUGGGCUUCUCACUCUCUAUUUUCGUUCUAUGUGUGGAGAUCAUUUAUCAUCGUAUAUCGAUGCACAUCAAAUCGAGAACGCGACCCUUUCGCCCAACUUUCCCCCACGUCGUGUGAAAAGGACUGGGAAACUACAGUUCGUCGAUAUUAAAAGUGUGAUCCACGUUGCGAAAUUGAUGUUUUUCAGUGAUAUUGUAGAAGUGAAAUAUUAAGUGAAUAUUAAAAUUUUGCGAUAAUAAUGCUUUCUCGAGAAAGAAGAUGUAAGAGUUAGAGGAGACCGGGGCUGGUUGGCCGACUUUUCAAACUAUUGCUUGUAAACAAGGAACUAAAGACGAUUUCAAAAACCAAAUGGUCGUUCCUCUAUCUCAGAUGAAAAUUUGAAUUUUUAAAUUUAAAACGAAUCGAGUUAUCGAAUCGCUUUUUUGACGAACCGUUUUUGUGUCAACCGACCCCACGGUCGGGGCAAGUUGACUAUGGUACUAUUUUUACCUGAUAAUCAACUAAGUAUUAGUGAAAUUAAUAAAAACGGAUAGUUAUAUCAAUACUAUUUAUUUGAUUAUUCGAACAAUGAAUACAAAAUGUUGACACAUAAGUGAAUGUAAAGAUAAUUUUUGUCCACAAGUGAGAGAAACAGGAAUCCUCGUCCUCGUCAUCAAAAUCAGAAUUCCAGUUUUUACACACAUGGAAUAUUAUAUUUUUACUGGCACACCUUGAGUGGGCCCAUUUAGAGCACUCAUGUACGUCGACACAUGUGUUGGCCAACCCCAUACUACUGUUGGCCCACUUACCCCACACUGCUUUUUCUAGCAGCAAAACGUUCUACCAGCAAAUUAUAGCGAUAAUUGAGAAGAAUACUAUGCGCAAUUAUAUAGUUCAAUAUGUGAACAUUCAUGUGAAGGGUUAUUCUAUUAAUUGGAAAGAAAUUCGAGGCAACAGUAGUUAGAUAAGAUUGACGUAAAAAUUUGGUUCUGUACCUGGAUUUAUGGAAAUUCUUCACUGUCUCUAAACGACGUGUCGCUCUGACGCGUUGGUACACGCAUGAAUGAGAAAGAGGUUACUAUGAACAAUUAUAUCAGCCGAGCAUAUGCUUACAUUCCAUAUAGUUUGGAUGUUAUUGUUUAUUAGUCAACUUGUCCCGUUGGCCAACUACCUUCCUUACUUUGAAUCCGAUUGUUAAUUUAACGUAAAUAUCCAGCUCUCGCAAUCAAUAUAUUCGAAUAAACGAAAUUGUAAUCGCACUUUACACAAUCGUGUAUAAACAAGGCUAAACAAACUCGCUGUACAAAUAAAAGGAUUGUAGCACAACUUCA
Messenger RNA from Venturia canescens, 3898 nucleotides. RefSeq lists its product as uncharacterized. Lineage: Eukaryota; Metazoa; Arthropoda; Insecta; Hymenoptera; Ichneumonidae. The transcript has a single exon. The record is from RefSeq and is a predicted model, not a curated record. The coding region runs from base 843 to 2144 and encodes 433 amino acids.